Microthlaspi erraticum is the source of this 339-nucleotide messenger RNA. Lineage: Eukaryota; Viridiplantae; Streptophyta; Magnoliopsida; Brassicales; Brassicaceae. The record is from the annotation of a GenBank genome assembly.
AUGAUAGAGAGUGAUGAAGAUCCUCUAUGGCAAGCCGAGGAAAGGGAAAACCUAGAAGAAGUUUCCGCUAGAGGCCUUGAGUUUGUCAAAUGGUUAUGGAAGAGACCAGAGAAAGAAAUUGCAGUUGUUAGCCAUGGAAUUUUCUUGCAAGAGACACUUCGUGCGCUGCAUAAAAAAUUUGGCGUACCUCUUGAAGAUAGUGACCUAGAACGGUUUGCUAAUUGUGAACUCCGGCCAAUUCGACUAGAGGAGAGUGACAUGGAAGCCGUUGCAUUAUCGACUUAUAAUUGUAGAAAAUACGUUACUCCACCUUCGACUUCCCUUUACUCGCUUGAAUAG